AUGCCCAAGACUUCAGCGAACGGGGAUGCUGUCCGUAACCAACGAUGCCUCGGAGUUAAGGACCUUAAUCGUCGCUGUUGAUAUCGCUCUCUGUUAAUACGGACUGCAGUUGUCAUUGGAUGACCAGUUCAAUCUAAUUUCGAGGCAAUUGGGAACAAUUUGACAUUGCGUCUUGCAGUGUCGAGUCGAUUCUCCUCCUGACUCUAUCGUAGGGCAGGAACUGCCAAAACUUCCACAAUGGCACUGAUAAUGGAGCCUGUGAGUAAAUGGACAACGAGACAAGUGGUAGACUGGAUGAAAGGCCUGGAUGACUGUCUGCAGCAGUACAUCAAGAACUUUGAGCAGGAGAAGGUGGGCGGGGAGCAGCUGCUGCGCAUCACCCAUCAGGAGCUGGAGGACCUGGGCGUGUCCCGCAUAGGACACCAGGAGCUCAUCCUGGAGGCAGUGGACCUGCUCUGUGCUCUGAACUACGGGCUGGAGACGGAGAACCUGAAGACCCUGUCCCACAAGCUGAACGCCUCGGCCAAGAACCUGCAGAACUUCAUCACGGGCCGGCGCCGAGGAGGUCACUAUGACGGACGCGCCACACGCAAACUGCCCAACGACUUCCUGACCUCCGUAGUGGACCUGAUCGCCGCCGCCAAGAGCCUACUGGCCUGGCUGGACAGGUCUCCGUUCGCUGCAGUGGCCGACUACUCCAUGACCAGGAACACAGUCAUCCAGCUGUGCCUGGAGCUGACCACUAUAGUGCAGCAGGACUGCACCGUGUACGAGACGGAGAACAAGAUCCUGCACGUGUGUAAGACUCUGUCGGCCACGUGUGACCACAUCAUCUCCUUGUCGUCGGACCCCAUGGUGUCGCAGUCGGCACAUCUGGAGGUGGUGCAGCUGGACAACAUCAAGUCCACUGAGGGACUGGGCAUGUACAUCAAAUCCACGUACGAUGGUCUGCACGUCAUCACUGGCACGACAGAGGGGUCCCUGGCGGACCGUUGUAAAAAGAUCCAUGCUGGAGAUGAAGUUAUCCAGGUCAACUACCAAACAGUGGUGGGCUGGCAGCUGAAGAACCUGGUGAGUAUGCUGCGUGGGGACGCUGGUGGGGUGUCGCUCACGCUGAAGAAGAGACCUCAGAGCACACUCACCUCAGCCCCCGCCCUACUGAAGAACAUGAGGUGGAAACCCCUCGCCCUGCAGCCGAUCAUCCCGCCCAGUCCCAGCAGCAGUGUGGCCACGCCCUCUAGUACAAUGAGCACUCCGUCCAGACGCAACAGCUGCGCCCUGCAGGACCUGUUCAUACCCCCACCACCAGAGGAGCCCUACAAGCCCAGAGAGUAUGAUAACAUCCUCCCUCUCCUGGAGCAGCAGUACACACCCAGAGAGGAGGUCGCGCCCAUCCCGGGCAUUGAGCAGCAUGGCAACCCGGUUGCUAAGGGCUCGGACUCGCCCAACUCGUUCCUGGACCAGGAGUGCCGCCGGCGGUUCCCUCUGCUGGAGGAGGACGCGGUUCUGUACUGCUACGAGUACGACCAGAACCACCAGAACCACCAGGGCCCACCGCCCGUCCGCCGAGACAGCACACCCACCUACGAGAACUCCCUGCUGCGUUACGUCAGCGAGGACAAGCCCACGCCCGAGGAGUAUCUGAUUGGCCGCAGCAGUAGUAGGCGGAGCCGCAAGAAGAAUGAGAAAGGAGGAAGUCCCUCCCACUAUGCGUUAGUCCCCGCCCUCCAGAUGGACAUGAUGCGACAGGACACGCUGGUCACGCCCACCUCAGAGUCUGCAUCCAUUCACCACAUGUUUGAUCAGGCGUCGCUGCUGUCAAGGUCAAAGAAGAAACUCAGAGUGGGUUCUCUGUCGUCCAUCAGUAAGCGGCGUAUCUCCUGUAAGGACCUGGGCCAGGCCGACUGCGAAGGCUGGCUGUGGAAGAAGAAGGACGCUAAGAGCUACUUCUCUCAGAAGUGGAAGAAGCACUGGUUCAUCCUCAAAGACUCCUGCCUCUACUGGUACAUAAACGAGGAGGAUGAGAAGGCUGAAGGCUUCGUCAGUCUCCCCGAGUUUAAGAUCGACCGCGCCAAUGAGUGCCGGAAGAAGUAUGCUUUCAAGGCCUGCCAUCCAAAGAUUAAAAGUUUCUACUUUGCUGCAGACAGUGUGGAUGACAUGACCAGGUGGGUCAGUCGACUGAGCAUCGCCACCACAUUACACACAGAGCUGGAACGCAUGCGGCAAGAUCAUGACUACUGGAGCGAGAGUGAUCACGAAGAGGGCGACUUGUCAGCCAUGCCCAAACAGGACAGCCCUCCCCCACCCUACGACACCUACCCUCACCCCGCCUCAGUGAGUCCGUACCUGGAGCCCAAGCGAGGCCGCCACCCGUCGGCCGACACACUCACGCACACGCACACGUCCCAGUCGCGCUCGUCCCACGAGGACUUCCGCGCGGACUCGGCGCAGAGCGGGAGCCUCGUGGGCAGCGGAGCGGGCGGCUCGCCGGGCCGCAAGGCCAGCCAGCGGCGCUCGUGGCAGGACCUGAUCGAGACGCCGCUGACCAGCUCGGGCCUGCACUUCCUGCAGACGCUGCCGCUGGACGACGGGGUCUUCUGCGAGCCGUCCUCCGGCGCGCCCGCGUUCGAGCUGCGGCGCCAGGCCACUCUGCCCGCGCAGCGCGGGUACAUGCCCGAGCGCUACAUGCCCCUGGGGCACCCGCCGGGCGAGCGGCUGCACCACGCCAGCGUGAGCGUCGCGCCCGCCGACCCCUCCAUGGCGGGGGGGAAACCCCGUAGCUUCACGCUGCCGCGGGACAGCGGCCUGCACGCCAUCCUCGCCGCCUCCGCAGGGGCACCAGACGGGCACCGCGACGGGCACCGCUACCACCUGCCCCCCGCCACCAGCAGAGAUGCAGGCCUGGAGAGGGAGCGGCGGCAGCAGGCGGACUCGGUGGGAGAUCUGUACCGGGCCCUGGAGCGGGCCAGCCUGGCUCCGCUGGGGGAGCUGCGCUCGACCGGACGCCUCGAGUACAAGCGCUCGUUUGUGCGCCGCUGCAACGACCCGCUACUCAACGACAAACUCCACCGCAUGAGGAUCAUGCACAGCUCACUGAAGGACGUGUCCCUACAGGACUCAGACCGGCCAUCUGGAUAUUUAGGUUAGCGUUAGCACAGCCUAGCGUUAGCGCAGCCUUGGAGAUGGAGCAGAACUACACCACGCCAAACCACGUCACGCCAAACCACGUCACGCCAAACUGCGCCAAACUUACUGCAUCGUCCCUGCCUCUCCUCCACCCUACCUCCACCCUCUCCAUCCCCCUUCCCAGAGCAGAACUCUCUCUCACCCCCUUAAACACACACACACACACACACACAGACAUAAUAGUGUGAGACCGUCUCUCUCUGAAGCACUCAGCCUGGGCUACACACAGAACUCAGUUCAGGGGGGGU
Messenger RNA from Sardina pilchardus (European sardine), 3434 nucleotides. RefSeq names its product connector enhancer of kinase suppressor of Ras 2b (gene cnksr2b). Gene Ontology annotation, biological process: regulation of signal transduction. Gene Ontology annotation, cellular component: cytoplasm; membrane. NCBI's taxonomy places the organism in Eukaryota, Metazoa, Chordata, Actinopteri, Clupeiformes, Clupeidae. The transcript is spliced from 22 exons. The coding region runs from base 238 to 3147 and encodes 969 amino acids. Gene Ontology annotation, molecular function: protein binding. The record is from RefSeq and is a predicted model, not a curated record.